Paracoccidioides lutzii Pb01 is the source of this 243-nucleotide messenger RNA. RefSeq lists its product as hypothetical. The record is from RefSeq and is a predicted model, not a curated record. The coding region runs from base 1 to 243 and encodes 80 amino acids. The transcript has a single exon.
AUGGCGAGUGGGAUUGAUCCUGACAUAGUAAAAAAUUUGUUCUCCAAUAUCCGACACCCUGCCACAAAAGCUGAUUUCAUUUUCCCUCUAGUUGGGGAUAGCGACAGGCCAGGAGGCACCGAUAUCACCAGCACGGAAGCCCUUCGCGUGGACCACUCACAUUAUCCCCAACAGGGAUCACAGCAUUCAUGCACCCGGGCCCAUACCUCUGAAGAUUGGGCUUCAGCACACACCAUUGCAUGA